AAUCAGACAGUGAGAAAAACGAGAGGAGUUUGGGCACAAUUAUUCGAAGUUGUAAAUUUGCCAUCGUUUGUUUUGGGAGCCCAGCUGCAUGAACUGUAGGGGCAGCUUGUCCCUGAGGAUGUAGCCACGAGCUGCCUGCACCAGCAGCAGCAGCCUCUGCUCUCACAGACACGGACUAAUAAAGUUGAUGCUUGUUGAUGGUUUGGAAGAUGGCGGCUUCCAGGACGCCCUUGGUUCCGUUCGGUCGUUUGAGCUGCUUCUUAAACGUUGAAAGACGUGGGGUGAAGCACACGCUGUGGUUGGCAAACCGGGUUUUCUUCAAAGGUUAUGCUCUUCCAGCAACAAACAGUGCUGCACCUAAUACAGGAUUUCAGUCGAAAGGUUCUGCCUUUGCAUCAAGUGUUGAAGGGCCUUUAGAGCACUACGAAUUGUUGGUCAGUCUAGGCGACCUAAAAGCUGAUGGCCACCAGAGAAAAGUUGUGCAGUGUUUACAGAAGCUUCAUGAAGCACUUAAAGGAUACAAUCCUGGUCAGCAAAAUUUCUUCUCAAAGUUUUUUGAAAGAUCUGUACCUCCAAAAGGCCUUUAUGUGUAUGGAGAUGUUGGGACGGGGAAGACCAUGGUGAUGGACCUGUUUUAUUCUCACGCAACUGUUAAAAGGAAAAGUAGAGUACAUUUUCAUGGUUUCAUGCUGGAUGUCCAUCAAAGAAUUCAUCGGUUAAAGCAGACUUUGCCAAAAAGAAAACCUGGCUUAAUGGCCAAGUCCUAUGAUCCAAUAGCACCUAUCGCUGCAGAAAUCAGUAAUGAGAGCUGCCUGUUAUGUUUUGAUGAGUUUCAGGUUACAGACAUUGCUGAUGCCAUGAUACUGAAGCAGCUUUUCGAAAACCUAUUUCAAAAUGGUGUUGUUGUUGUUGCCACAUCCAAUAGACCACCCGAAGACCUCUAUAAAAAUGGGCUUCAGAGGGCUAACUUUGUGCCAUUCAUUGCUGUCCUGAAGCAAUAUUGCGAAGCCAUUCAACUGGAUUCUGAAGUUGACUACAGGAAAAGACAGCUUCCUGGAGCAGGGAAACUUUAUUAUCUUACAAGUGAAGCUGAUGUGGAGGCUGUCGUGGAUAAGCUAUUUGAUGAGCUGGCUCAGAAACAAAAUGAUAUAACACGACCAAGGAUUUUGAAAGUGCAAGGCAGAGAACUGAGACUGAGCAAAGCUUGCGGAACCAUAGCAGACUGCACAUUUGAAGAGCUGUGUGAUAAACCCCUUGGAGCAAGUGAUUACCUGGAAAUGACUAAACACUUUGACACUGUAUUCAUCCGGAACAUACCAAUGCUGACUUUGGCAAAGAAGACUCAAGCACGACGCUUCAUCACUCUCAUUGAUGCCUUUUACGAUCACAAGGUCAGGGUUAUUUGCUCAGCUGCAAUGCCUUUGGAGAGAAUAUUUGUUCAGAAGGAUCACGACAGUCAUGACGACGAUGCCAGAGUCUUCAUAGAUGACCUAGGAUUGGAACAGACAAAAGUGGAAGACCUUUCAAUUUUUUCUGGAGCAGAAGAAAUAUUUGCAUUUCAGCGCACAGUCUCACGGCUCACAGAAAUGCAGACUGAGCAGUACUGGAAUGAAGGAGACAGGGGAAAGAAGUGACUCUGCUGAGUGAAAGCAAAUGUAAAUCUGUCAAACAAAUUCAGCAACAGAUCAAAUUCUAGUUUAAUUUAGGAACUGAGGCGCAAUGAUACUUUAUUUGCACAAUGUUCAAAGGACCAUUGACAUUCUUCAGUACAACAAUUUCAAGAUUUCCUUGACCCAAACUGCCAGUUUUCAUUGGUGUUGAUAUUGGUAAUCUAAGCAUAAUACUGUCUAACCACUACUUCCUGAUUCAUUUCUUCUGUGCAGCACUUCUUUAUGUUUGUAUUUUUCCAUGUUCUGAAACUUUGACCCUAAGUCUAGGCUGCUCCAAGAAACAUGGUAAGAAGUCAUGGAACGAAAAAUACAUUUAUCCUCUCAAGAGCACUCCUUGCACAGACUAUGUAUUAUCUCACAUUGUGGGCUGUAUUCCAUUAAGUUAACAUCCUCGGGGAAGUUUUACAUUAAUAUUUUGAAUAUUUGUAUAUUUAAACUCCAGAAAUAAAAUGGUU
This is a messenger RNA of Hemiscyllium ocellatum (epaulette shark), 2125 nucleotides long. RefSeq names its product AFG1 like ATPase b (gene afg1lb). Gene Ontology annotation, molecular function: ATP binding; ATP hydrolysis activity. Gene Ontology annotation, cellular component: cytoplasm; mitochondrion. The transcript has 13 exons. The record is from RefSeq and is a predicted model, not a curated record. NCBI's taxonomy places the organism in Eukaryota, Metazoa, Chordata, Chondrichthyes, Orectolobiformes, Hemiscylliidae. Bases 198 to 1634 code for a protein of 478 amino acids.